Molecule: messenger RNA, 635 nt
Organism: Pteronotus mesoamericanus
Lineage: Eukaryota; Metazoa; Chordata; Mammalia; Chiroptera; Mormoopidae
Gene: TTR
Product: transthyretin
Exons: 4
Coding region: 47-490 (147 amino acids)
Biological process (GO): purine nucleobase metabolic process
Molecular function (GO): thyroid hormone binding
Source: RefSeq, a predicted model, not a curated record
CCAAGUUUGGAGUGUCCGUCAUAGACGUCCACUGGUUCUUGGCAGGAUGGCCUCUCAUCACCUGCUGCUCCUCUGCCUCGCUGGACUGGUAUUUGUGUCUGAGGCCGGCCCCGCGGGCACUGGUGAAUCCAAAUGUCCUCUGAUGGUCAAGGUCCUAGAUGCCGUCCGAGGCAGCCCUGCUGUCAACGUGGCCGUGAAAGUGUUCAGAAAGACUGCUGACGAGACCUGGGAGCUGUUCGCCUCUGGGAAAACCAGUGAAUUUGGAGAACUCCACGGGCUCACGACCAGUGAAAAGUUUGUAGAAGGGAUAUACAAAGUGGAAUUAGACACCAAAUCCUACUGGAAGGCACUUGGCAUUUCCCCGUUCCACGAAUCUGCAGAGGUGGUGUUCACAGCGAAUGACUCCGGCCCGCGCCACUACACCAUUGCUGCUCUGCUCAGCCCCUACUCUUACUCCACCACGGCCCUCGUCAGCAACCCCAGAGAAUGAGGGACCCCUCCUCCAGUCGGCUGGAAAGAGGAGAGACAGGAUUUCAUGUGACCAAUAGUAUUCCAUUUGUAUUAAAGCAGUGUUUUCACUUUAUAAGCUAUGUUAGAAACUCAGGCAGGGACAAUAAAGCAUUCCUAUUAAAGCA